Marmota flaviventris (yellow-bellied marmot) is the source of this 2279-nucleotide messenger RNA. It is a transcript of the gene Jaml, whose product is annotated as junction adhesion molecule like. The record is from RefSeq and is a predicted model, not a curated record. Gene Ontology annotation, molecular function: cell adhesion molecule binding. Gene Ontology annotation, biological process: heterophilic cell-cell adhesion; neutrophil extravasation; monocyte extravasation. Lineage: Eukaryota; Metazoa; Chordata; Mammalia; Rodentia; Sciuridae. Gene Ontology annotation, cellular component: plasma membrane.
UGAUGGUGACUUGAAAUUGCCUAAUGGUGGAAAUAUUCAUCCUACAGAGACUGCUGCCUUACCAGCAUAUCACUUUUCAAGGACCAUGCAGCAUGGUCCUUGGGGAAUGCAAACAUUCACAAGCCUUUCAUGUGAUAUGGACAAGUUCCAUAAGGCAAGUAUACUCAGGCCAAUUGGUCAAGUCAAUUGAGUUCAGGUUGAAGGCUACAUUGAGAAUGCUUAUUUUAAAGUAGUGAGUUAGACUGAGAGAGCCCUCACACUGAAGAAAACUUGACUUCUUAUCUGGGAUGUCCAAGUCACCCAAGUGGUUCUCUGGAAGAAUAACUGACUGUCUGUAUGCUGGAAAUGCUGAUAACUCACCGUCACAGGAAAUCUACACGGCUAGAUGCAAGUUUACUUGAUGCCACUCAAGAUCCUACCCUCAGAAAGUUUGUAAUGUGGAAGGGGAGAUGACACCUGCAGAGAUCUGGGAUGUGAGGCCCACCUCACCACCCCGGGACAUGUAUGCAUGCAUGCACAUUUGCUGUGAUGUGCUUAGAGCUUGACGUAGUGUGUUGGCAGAAGUCUCUUCAGUCUGGUGUGGGACCUGCAGCAGUGGAGGAUUUAAGUGCAUUGCUCGUCCUGGGUAUCUUCAUCUUGGACGAGGAAGCCGAGGCUCAGUAAGAUCAAGUGGGACCUAAGGCAGGAACCUCCUUGAGCAAUUGGAUCCAGAUUCUCCAGGUGGAGGAUUUUGUUGAUUAGAAUACAGAUUGAAAAGUCGAGAGCAGCAUGUUUUGCCCACUGCAGCUGGUCCUGAUCCCAACGUUACUGGCUUGUUCCUUGGGCCUGAAUGACUUUAGUGCUUCCCCCGCUGAACUCACAGUCCAUGUGGGUGAUUCAGCUCUGAUGGGAUGUGUUUUCCAGAACCUAGAAGGGAAACACGUGACCAAAGUAGACUGGAUGCUGUCACCUGGAAAGCAUGCUGAGGAUGAAUAUGUGCUAUACUAUUAUGGCAACCUCAGUGUGCCUGUGGGGCGCUUCCGGAACCGUGUGUUUUUGGCGGGAGACCUCCUACAAAAAGAUGGUUCUCUGCUGCUCCAAGAUGUGCAAGAGGCUGACCAGGGAACCUACACCUGUGAAAUCCGCCUUGAAAGCGAGAGCAAGGUGUUAAAAAGCAAAGUGGUGCUACAUGUGUUACCAGAGGAGCCCAAAGAAGUCACGGUCCAUGUGGGUGAUUCAGCUCUGAUGAGAUGUAUUUUCCACAGCACAGAAAAGAAACGCCUGACCCAGGUAGACUGGAUGUUCUCUUCCGGAGAGCAUACCAAGGAAAUCGUCUUACACUAUGACCUCAAAUUCCAGUUUCCUGAGAGAUACUUCCCUUACCAGGGUCGCUACCAGAACCGUGUAAACCUGGUGGGAGACAUUUCCCACAACGAUGGUUCCAUCAUGCUCCAAAGAGUGAAAGAGUCUGAUGGAGGAAUCUACAACUGCAGUAUCCACCUGGGGAACCUGCUCUUCAGGAAAACUCUUGUGCUGCAUGUGACUACGGAAAAGUCUCAAACCCUGAUUCCAGAAAUCCCUAGACCUGAGCUCCUGGGCGGGAAUCAGCUGGUGAUCAUUGUGGGGAUUGUCUGUGCCACUCUCCUGCUGUUCCCUGUUUUGAUAUUGAUUGUGAAGAGGACCCACUGGAAUAAGAGUUCACUAAAUUCUACAGCCUUUGUUAAAAGCCUGGAGAACAUGGAGAAGGCCUAUCCAGAGAAACAUGUUUACUCCUCUAUAACUACACAGGAAGUGAGGGAGGAAGAAGAACCAAGUGGGAAAUCAGAGGCCACCUACAUGACCAUGCACCCAGUUUGGCCCUCUCUGAGGUCAGUUCCAGCUGGGGGAAUUCCAAAACCAGAGCAUGCUUUUUGAGAAGAAAGGAGAGUUUCCUUCAAUUUAGCAGCAGCAGGGACUCUGUCCUCCCUCUGUGUUGCUGAGAUACUGUACCAGUUAUUUCAGACCCCUGCCCUCCAGGUAUCCUUGGCUUUUAUCAAAGGGCUGAAGAUGGAGGGUUUGGAGCCUGGCAGAAGGACUGAACAGCUCUGGAGGAGCAGGCUCUGCUGAGGAGAGGGAGAGAAUGAACUUGGCUGGCUAGAAGGGCCCAGAGGAAGUUGGCUGAGGCACUGUGGUGGCCUCAAGCACUCCAUCGGAUCAGACCCGUCAUAUGGACAAUGUGCUUUGUGGUUGAGCUACUGAGAAGAAUCACAGAGAUAAAAACCAAUGCAAAUGAUUCCAUCAAUAAAUGAUGCCUAAAUAAA